GCCCCACUUCUCAUCCUCAGCCACCAUGUCUCUAGGCCUUCUGCUUUCUGCACUGGGGCUCAUGGUGCACACUCAAGCAAUGAUUAUAAAUGAACCACAGGAAUUCAAGCAAUAUCAAGUGGUUUAUCCUCAAAAACUACAUGGCAUGCAAAAAAGACACACCCAAGAGAACCCAACAGAGCCUUACGGCAAGGAGGACAAAUAUGAACCUGAAGUGCAAUAUCAAAUUACAUUAAAUGGUGAAAAUGUGGUCUUUCAACUACACCAAAACAAUGACCUCCUAUCUCCAGACUACACAGAAACAUAUUACUCAUCUGAUGGCAAGAAGAUCACCACCAGUCCUCAGGCCACGGAACACUGCUAUUACCAAGGUCACAUCCUGAAUGAGAAGGACUCUGUUGCCAGUUUCAGUCUGUGUGGGGGGCUGAGGGGCUUCUUCAAGCACCGUAAUCAAAGCUACUUAAUAGAGCCUCUGAAAGGUGGUAACCAAGAGGCACAUGCCAUCCUGAAAUAUGAGGAUCUGGACCCCACAAACCAGACCUGUGGAGUAGAGAUCUCAGACCAGAAGCAAAUUCUCACGCGGAACCCUAGGUCAAUCUCUGACCCAAAAAAUUUACUUACAUCUCCAAAAUAUAUCAGCCUUUCCCUGGUCCUGGAUAAAGAUUUUCAUAACAUGCACAAAGGGAAUCAGAGUUCAAUGAGACAUUUUCUUUUUGGUGUGGUCAACCUCCUCAAUGUGAUCUAUAACACCUUGGAUGUUCACAUUGCCUUGGUGGGCAUGGAGAUCUGGUCAGAUACCAAUAAGAUUGAUGUGGUAUCAAAUAUACAGACCACCUUCAACAGGUUCUUGAGCUGGCACCAAAGAUGGAAUGAGAGGAAGCACAAUCAUGCUCAGCUGCUCAGUGGAAUUUCCUUCAACAACAAACGGGUGGGGUCUGCCUCCUCAAACUCCAUGUGCAGGCCAACUUCUGUUGCGGUGAUCGAGGCUUGGAGAAAAAACAGCGUGUCACUAGUAGGAGUGAUGUCUCAUGAGCUGGGUCAUGUCCUCGGAAUGGUUGAUGUGCCUUAUACUACCAAAUGUCCCUUCGGGAGCUGUGUGAUGAACCAGUACCUGACCUCUCAAUUCCCAAAGGGUUUCAGUGCAACCUCCCGCACACGUUUUCAAAAAUACCUCUUAUCUCAAAAACCAAUGUGUCUUCUCCAAGCACCAGCCCCAGAAGACAUAAUAACCAAUCCAACCUGUGGGAAUAAACUCCAGGAAGUAGGUGAAGAUUGUGACUGUGGGACACUCAAGGAAUGCACAAACCCUUGCUGUGAUGCAGAAACGUGUAGAUGGAAGCAUGGAGCCCAGUGUGAAGGAGACACAACAACGCGUGCAGAAUGAGGAAAAGAAGGCUCAGUGAGCUGAAGGGAUCUAUCUGCCUAAGGUUCUAGAAUCCACAUGGGAGAGGAUCCAAGACGAG
Trichosurus vulpecula (common brushtail) is the source of this 1463-nucleotide messenger RNA. It is a transcript of the gene ADAMDEC1, whose product is annotated as ADAM like decysin 1. Lineage: Eukaryota; Metazoa; Chordata; Mammalia; Diprotodontia; Phalangeridae. Gene Ontology annotation, biological process: proteolysis. The transcript has 14 exons. The record is from RefSeq and is a predicted model, not a curated record. Bases 26 to 1384 code for a protein of 452 amino acids. Gene Ontology annotation, molecular function: metalloendopeptidase activity.